UGAGCUCCACGUCCACAAUUUAACCGACGAAGAAGAACACGCUAACAGGAAGUCGCGCAGGGAAACAGCUGCAGUUGUUCAAAUAUUUACAAGUUCAUUCAUUUUCGAGCCAAAGUUUGUAGAUUAAAAGCAGAAACUCUACUUCGCUGAAACAUGUCGGGCAGACGAGCUCUGAAGGCCGUGCUCAUUGACCUGAGUGGAACUCUGCACAUCGAGGACACAGCGGUACCUGGGGCACAGGAAGCACUGAACAGGUUACGUCAGGCGUCUGUAGCGGUGAAGUUUGUGACCAACACCACUAAGGAGAGUAAGAGGAGCUUACUGGAACGAUUGCAACGCCUCAAAUUCAACCUUCAGGAAAAGGAAAUCUUUACGUCUCUGAGUGCAGCGAGGAGUCUGCUGGAGCGGAAACAACACCGGCCGCUGCUGCUGGUGGAGGACAGCGCACUGGAGGACUUCACUGGGAUCGACACGUCAGAACCAAAUGCUGUUGUCGUUGGACUCGCUCCUGAUCACUUCAACUACCAAACACUCAACAAGGCUUUCAGCAUGAUUCUGGAUGGAGCUCCUCUCAUUGCCAUCCACAAGGCUCGGUACUACAAGAAGAAGGAUGGUUUGGCCCUCGGCCCCGGGCCCUUUGUGGCGGGACUGGAGUACGCAACAGACUGCAAAGCUACUGUGGUGGGAAAGCCAGAGAAGACUUUUUUCACUCAGGCUCUCCAUGAUUUAGGCUGUAGCCCCGGUGAAGCUGUCAUGAUAGGAGAUGAUGCAAGGGAUGAUGUGGGAGGGGCUCAGAACGCAGGCAUGCUGGGUAUUCUAGUCAGAACUGGUAAAUACAGAGACGGGGAUGAGAAUAAGAUCCAGCCUCCUCCCCACCUGACGUGUGACAGCUUCCCAGAUGCUGUGGAACACAUCCUGAAGAACCUGCUCUGAGCCUCAAGCAGCAGCAGAACUCUGAAGUUUCAUUUUAUUAUACAAACAUUGACUUUGACAAGAAACACUGGAGCCGUCUGCAAUGACUGUAGGAGGCUAGUGGGUUUUAACACUGGAGAGAAAGAAGCUAUCAUCAUCCUGAACAUCCGAGAGUAUUCUCCUCCUUCGUUAAGUGAAAAAUAACCAACAUUUAUACUUAUGAAGUAACUUUAAACAGUCCCUCUUCAGCUCCACGGUGUUGAAGAGUAUAAGUGAAAGCACCAACCGUCUCUUGCAGCAGUAACCGUUGUUAGAGCGUCAGAGAGACUCGUACUCUCUCUCCCAGGCUGUGUAUCUGUCCGUCAGGUUUCGGGCUGAGGGUUUGGAGUGUGCGAUGACUUCUAAGAAGUCAGCCGUCGUCACGGUUUCCAGCUUGAUGGUGGGCAGGUGGGCGUCUUCUGUGGAGGAAAGUGACAGUGAGGUUACGGCGUUUUAUUCAGAUACGCCCGAGAGAUGACAUGACCUAGCUGCGGUGUGUGUGUGUGUGUGUGUGUGUGUGUGUGUGUGUGUGUGUGUGUGUGUGUGUGUGUGUGUGUGUGUGUGUGUGUGUGUGUGUGUGUGUGUGUGUGUGUGUGUGUGUGUGUGUGUGUGUGUGUGUGUUUUGAUGUGUUGUUGUACCAUGCUGAUGUGCCUCCAGAACAUCAAAGAUCUUGCGAACUGGUCUCAUGGCAGCCUCCUUACACACCAAUCUGAUAUCAGAGCCCGAGUAGCCCUCCAUGUCCUGACACACACACACACACACACACACACACACACACACACACACACACACACACACACACAAUGGUGAGGCCAAACUGAGAGAAGCUGCAUUUGUGUAUGUUUUCUCUGCAAAAGAUACAAAAUUCACAAAAGUUACACACCUUUGCCAGGGUUUCGUAGUCCAACUCAGUGCGUAGCUCCACUCCCCUUGUGGAGGUGAGAGGCGGCAGCCAAUGAGAGGUCAUGGCCUGGCGUGCUGCUGAGGAGGGAAGACCCACGAGAAUCCUCUUCUCCAACCUCCUCAGCACGGCGUGGUCCAGGUCCCUGAGAGACGAGCAGCACGACUCGUUACAAACUGCACUUUAUUCUUUCACGUCUUCUUUACCACUCUCAUUUUUUACAUUGUAAAAAUUAAGUGUCUGUUCUCGGAUUCCAGAAAGUGAAAUAGUCAUUAUCAACUUGAUUCUUCAUGCAUUUUAUUUUUAAUGUAGAUUUUCUGUGACUCCAAAUUGAAAACUGGAGUUGAAUCGUAGUAAAGUGAAGAUGUGGAGAUGAUAAUGGCGUCUGUUAUUGUUUUAGGAAAUUACUGAAUGUGCGAGAAAGUGAAAUAAAUCAGAAGGAAGUAAAACCGAAAA
Molecule: messenger RNA, 2309 nt
Organism: Hippoglossus stenolepis (Pacific halibut)
Lineage: Eukaryota; Metazoa; Chordata; Actinopteri; Pleuronectiformes; Pleuronectidae
Gene: hdhd2
Product: haloacid dehalogenase-like hydrolase domain containing 2
Exons: 9
Coding region: 154-933 (259 amino acids)
Biological process (GO): dephosphorylation
Molecular function (GO): phosphatase activity
Source: RefSeq, a predicted model, not a curated record